Molecule: messenger RNA, 3845 nt
Organism: Acipenser ruthenus (sterlet)
Lineage: Eukaryota; Metazoa; Chordata; Actinopteri; Acipenseriformes; Acipenseridae
Product: cGMP-dependent 3',5'-cyclic phosphodiesterase-like
Exons: 18
Coding region: 994-2790 (598 amino acids)
Biological process (GO): positive regulation of gene expression; cGMP catabolic process; negative regulation of receptor guanylyl cyclase signaling pathway
Cellular component (GO): perinuclear region of cytoplasm; mitochondrial matrix; nucleus
Molecular function (GO): 3',5'-cGMP-stimulated cyclic-nucleotide phosphodiesterase activity; protein homodimerization activity; 3',5'-cyclic-GMP phosphodiesterase activity
Source: RefSeq, a predicted model, not a curated record
CUACCAAUUACACCCUUUGUAUGAGCCAGAAUUCAAAGAAAUUAUUUUUCUUUUCACCGCAUCAAUAUCAGUAUGUGAGGAGGAGGAAAUGAAGGGAACUUACAUGUCUGCUUUCUCUAACCAAAACCCAGCAGUAAAAUACAUUACGCAAUAUAAUAACUACUAAAAGUAAUUAUGCUGAGCAAAUCAGCUUCCCUGCUGGGAUCCCAAAGGACCUCCCAAUGAGGAGGCUGACAAAAUAUUUAUAUUGAGCCAUAGAGGACCUGUGGGAAGCAGCUUCCCCAUUUUCCCCAUUCACUCAGUUCUUCUUCUGCAUUAUAUUUUAGUAUUACACUUGCUGCAUCAUUUGUUGGUUAAUAGGUCCCCUUUCAGUUUUUCUUCAUUCCACCAAAAUACAUUUCACUGCAGCUUUUGUUUUGGCAUCCUUCCGAUUUAGAUUCAAAGUCCUCGCUGAAACCAGGAGUAGAUUCUAACGGGACAGUAGCUUUCUUUCAAUGUACAAACUUGUAGAUGAAACAUCUGCAGGGUUUGAAUCCACAUUGACAGGGACUGUCAAAAGAUUUAACUCACUGUUAAUACUGCCACACUGGAUCUAUUGUGACAGUGCUUGCUAUUAUUACUUCAGCAACUUUAUUCUUUAUAUUUGAUGAACUCUUUCAAUUCCACUGCAUCAGAUCAACAAGCCCCUUGCUGUGCAAUGCCCUUUUUAUGCCUCUGUUUUCAUUUGGAGGGAAUUUGAUAAAGUUGGCUACUAGCAUCUUUUCGCAUUGCACUUGGGCAAUGUUCAAAAUAAAUAAAUUGGGAUGCGAUCAGAAUUGUAACCUCUAGCACUUAUUUGUCUAAAUGCACUAGCACAACAAGUCACAUUAUAAGAUAGUAUAGUCCCAGUGACAUUGUUGUGUUAAUAGUCUGGUUAUUUUUUAUUUGAUUGGAUUGCAUGAGAGUUUCUGUGGAUUUCUGUGCAGUGUGUCAUUAGAAAAUUCAUACACAAUAAUGUAUUUCCAUAGGUACACAGAAGCAGAUGAGCACAAAAUUCAGCACUGUUUCUGUUAUACAUCAACAGUAUUAACCAGCACACUGGCAUUCCAGAAGGAACAAAAGCUCAAGUUUGAAUGCCAGGCACUGCUCCAAGUUGCCAAAAACCUCUUUACACACUUAGAUGACGUGUCGGUCCUACUGCAGGAGAUCAUUAUAGAAGCCAGAAACCUCAGCAAUGCAGAAAUCUGCUCUGUGUUCCUGUUGGACAGAAUGAACCAUGAGCUGGUGGCCAAAGUUUUUGAUGGUGGUGUUGUGAAUGAUGAUGAGAAUGAGUUUCGGAUCCCAGCUGAUCAAGGUAUUGCUGGUCACGUAGCAACCACAGGAAAGAUCUUGAACAUCAAGGAUGCCUAUUCCCAUCCUCUGUUUUACCGAGGCGUGGAUGACAGUACUGGCUUCCGGACAAGGAACAUUCUUUGCUUCCCCAUCAAAGAUGAGAAUAAUGAGGUGAUUGGUGUAGCUGAACUGGUCAAUAAGAUUAAUGGCCCCGGGUUCAAUAGGUUUGAUGAAGAUUUGGCCACGGCGUUCUCAAUCUACUGUGGAAUCAGUAUUGCUCACUCUCUGCUGUAUAAGAAAGUCCAUGAAGCUCAGUUUAGAAGUCACCUGGCCAAUGAAAUGAUGAUGUAUCAUAUGAAGGUAUCAGAGGAAGAGAUGACCAAGCUUCUGACAUUUGGAAUCCAACCUGUGAAUGAGAUUCAUCCAAGCUUUGCCUAUUUCACCUACACGCCUCGCUCCUUGCCAGAUGAUGACACUCCUAUGGCUAUUCUAAGCAUGUUUGAGGACAUGGGCUUUAUUAACACUUAUAAGAUAGACAUUAAAACAUUGGCAAGGUUCUGUCUCAUGGUAAAGAAGGGAUACAGGGAUCCACCCUAUCACAACUGGAUGCACGCAUUCUCUGUCUCUCAUUUCUGUUAUCUCCUGAACCAGAAUCUGGAACUCUCCAAGUAUCUUGAGGACAUUGAGAUAUUUGCUCUUUUUGUAUCGUGUAUGUGCCAUGACUUGGACCACCGAGGAACCAACAAUUCCUUCCAAGUGGAUUCGCAAUCUGUGCUGGCUGCCCUAUACAGCUCAGAAGGAUCAGUGAUGGAGAGACACCACUUUGCCCAGGCAAUAGCCAUUCUAAACACUCAUGGAUGUAACAUCUUUGAGCAGUUCUCCAGAAAGGAUUACCAAAGGAUGCUGGAUCUGAUGAGAGAUAUUAUAUUGGCAACUGACUUGGCUCAUCAUUUACGUAUCUUCAAAGACCUUCAGAAAAUGGCAGAUGUGGGCUAUGACCCAAAGAACAAGCAUCACCACAGUCUGAUCCUCUGCCUGCUCAUGACCUCAUGUGACCUGUCAGACCAGACCAAAGGAUGGAAAACCACCACUAAGAUUGCUGAACUUAUUUACAAGGAAUUCUUUUCCCAGGGCGAUCUGGAGAAAGCCAUGGGCAAUAGACCCAGUGAAAUGAUGGACAGAGAGAAAGCCUACAUCCCAGAGCUUCAGAUUAGCUUCAUGGAGCACAUUGCCAUGCCCAUCUACAAGCUGCUUCAAGAACUUUUCCCGAAAUCAGCAGAGCUUUAUGGGAGAGUUUCCGCCAAUCGGGAACACUGGACCAAGGUCUCUCACAAAUUUACAAUCCGAGGGUUGCCUAGCAACAACUCCCUUGAUUUCCUGGAUGAGGAGUAUGACCAACUAGAAGAGCAGGCAGAAGAAAGUCUGAAGAUGAAUGGUUGCUUAGAAACAAAAGGAACCAGGGAAACCAUUGAACAAUAAGGUGUUUAAACAAAUAUAAAACAUUACUUCUGAAGUUCAAGUAACUACAUUUUAUAGAAGAAACUACAAUUUUUAGUAACACCUCAUUUAAAGCAGGGAUUACCUGUUAUCACCAUGGAAGCGCUUGGGUAAUAACCAGGAACAUCUCAAUGUGGGAACCUUUGAGACCACAACAAAGCAAAGACUUCUUCUCAAAUCAGCUGCUAUAUUUUGAGCAUUUCGUUUUAGUUAUUCAGCAGUUGUUUUAAAAGUCAGAAAUUGUUACUUCUUUAAAAAUAUAUUUUUUGGGGUAGUUUUUACCACAUGAAAUACCAAGCAGCCACUAAUACAACUAAAGUAUCAGACUGUGUUUUCCAGUAAUAGCAGUGGCUACUUGUCACAGGAUUCUCCCCCUCUUAUUCUAUAUUACUGUAUUGUGUGUAUUAAACUGGCUUUGGAUAAAACGCUGUGCCUGGAGGGAAUAUUAAGGGCCCCUUCAAAGCAUAGUGGAUACAUUUGCCAGUAUGCUGGCAGUGAAAUAUGGUCAGUAUUGCUGGGUUCAGUAAUGUUUGUCAACCUCUACAUUUUUUGUAUUGUUAUGUUUUUAUUAUUAUUUAUUGCUUUUUUUUGUGAAACCACUAAAAAGAGAAGAUUGUUAACCAUAUAUCCUACAUUGAUGCACACUGGGGCGUUUGUAGUCAGUAAGAGAUGUGGUGUGGAUGGGGACUGACUACAGUUUGUUUUUCAUAUAUGUUUGUCAAAGUGUGAACAAUUACACUUUUAAAAUAACCCUUUAAAAUACACUGCAAGUGUGUAUGUUAUUAUUGUACUGUACCAGUCCACCCACUGCACAACAUUUUACAAAGUGGAUAUUUUACAUGGUUGAAUAAAAACCUGUGGCGUAUGUAAGUGACAAAGAAUGUAUGGACUACAAAAGACCUUUUAUGUGUUGAUGUCUGUAAAUAUUUUAUCAGCAGGUGAUAAAUAAGGGCUGUUGCUCUUAAGGCAUUGUGGCUAAUUGGAACACAGACAGAAUGUGUAUAUUAUUGAUUUGCCUUACCUUUUCUGCGUUGCCU